CAUUUCCACUUGGCACCCACGCUCACCCAUUGUCUUAGUGCGACUGUGCUUCCUGAAUGUGGUCGUGAAGUGUCCAGCCAUUGUCACGUUGAAUGAUAUCGCGGCCCCGUUUACUGAGAAGACCAAAUACGAUCGAAUAUAAAUUGCUCGCCCUUCGGCUCAACGUCAAGAAGAUUGCGGAGGAUACUCACUAUGGCGUCCCUUUGGACUGCGACACUCCUCUUCGCCGUAUGUCUGGCUUCAGCUGCAGAUGUCACGUUAGAAGAAGACGUUCGAAAUGGGUCUUCUCCGGCCCUGCCGAUCCUCAAGAGACUCAAGAGAGUGAGCUGCAGGACGACAGAGAUGAAUUGGCACGUGGAAGGGCUUCGUGAAAUGAUGAGUGAGGCCCUCAGCUCUGGAAAAUCCAACAAGUUCAGCGAUGACUUUGUACUGAACGCGUACACCGCGAAACUACAUUUUAGAGUGGCUCGCCAUGACGGAGAACUAUGGCUGGAAUUAUAUCUUGGAUUCUGCAAGGGUCGCACUGACCAGCGCCUCGUAUGGCCCUUCAGGACUCCCUACACUCUAACUAUUUUCCAUCCAACGGACGAGACAUUGGACAUCUCGAAGACCAUCUCGUCAUUCUCAUCUGCAACGUUCGGUUCCUUCAAGAGACCAAGAGACGGCUGCAACAAGUCAUGGGGAUUCCCUGAGCUGCUACGAGUAUCAGUAGCUGAAGAACAAGGAUACGUAGUGGACAAUGCUAUCUCUGUUGGUGUUAAGCUCAAUCCGUAAAUUAGGAUUAAGAUGAUGAUUCCCCGUCUGUUUGCCCCAUUAUGCGCUAGUCGUUCUCUGUACGCGUACAUACAUACAAUAGUCCCUUUGAGAAAAACCAGCACCACCUGUGCCUUGCGUCGCUCACUGGGGGCCGCGGGCGCUUUUCUCGAAAGGUCUAUUGGGACCACGAAGCAAGUGAUGACUGCGCAGAUGGUAAUCAAACAGUUGGGACGUAAAAAGUGUGACAUUUGCUUUCAUGUUUCAUCAGAGAUUUCGAUGUGCAGUCUAAAGCUAUAUCCACUUUCUUUGCUCGAUUUGGCAACGUCUCCCUUAGAGUCGUCGAACGGUUUGCUUUUGGGACCUCCUUCUGGAAAAUAUUAUAUCCUGUAUAACGAAUUGUCUGUAAAUGCUUAAUAAAGGUGAAAUUUUAAAGAGUG
This is a messenger RNA of Ornithodoros turicata, 1193 nucleotides long. RefSeq lists its product as uncharacterized. The record is from RefSeq and is a predicted model, not a curated record. Gene Ontology annotation, molecular function: protein binding. The coding region runs from base 193 to 774 and encodes 193 amino acids. NCBI's taxonomy places the organism in Eukaryota, Metazoa, Arthropoda, Arachnida, Ixodida, Argasidae. The transcript is spliced from 2 exons.